Naumovozyma castellii is the source of this 396-nucleotide messenger RNA. It is a transcript of the gene FPR2, whose product is annotated as peptidylprolyl isomerase family protein FPR2. Lineage: Eukaryota; Fungi; Ascomycota; Saccharomycetes; Saccharomycetales; Saccharomycetaceae. The transcript has a single exon. The record is from RefSeq and is a predicted model, not a curated record. Bases 1 to 396 code for a protein of 131 amino acids.
AUGCGUCUCACUAAUUUACUACCUGCUUUAUUCAUUUCCUCGGUGAUGGCUGGAUCCCUAAAGGAGCUAGAAAUUGAAGUUACACACAAGAUUCCAAUUACCAAAUGUCAAAAGGCAAUGAAAGGUGAUACAAUUGAUGUCCACUAUGUCGGGAAAUUGAGAGAUAGUGGUGUCAAAUUUGAUUCCAGUUAUGACAGAGGUACUCCAAUCUCCUUUGAAUUAGGUGCUGGCCACGUUAUUCAAGGUUGGGACCAAGGUUUAGUUGGCAUGUGUGUUGGUGAAAAACGUACCAUUCAAAUCCCAAGUUCCAUGGCUUAUGGUAAGAGAGGUAUUCCAGGUGUUAUCCCAGAAAAUGCUGAUUUGGUCUUUGAUGUUAACUUAGUCGAUAUUAAAUAA